CGUACUUCAAUUACAAAUCCUGGCACAGUGGGCACUGGAGCGUCUGUCCUGGGUAGACUUGAUCGACACGACACAGUGGGCACUGGAGCGUCUGUCCUGGGUAGACUUGAUCGACACGAGCUAUUCCUAGCAAGAUAACACACAUUUUUCUUCAUGCAGGAUCCCUCGGGUCAUCUAGAAAAGGGUCUGAGUGGACAGAGUCCCAUUGGUGAACGGAGUCCCUGUGAAUUCCUGCCACCUGCUACCACGAGCUGGAGACGAAGAUCAUCCUCUGCUUUGGGAAGAUUAGAAACAUGUCAGGAAAGCAGUAUCCUGAAACCAGCAGCCAUCCUGGGGGAACCUGUGAUGCUUCGAGCUCAGACAUCUCCCACAAGGCCUCAGCCUUCAGGGAAGCCCAGACUUCAGAGUGUGGAGCCCCCCGACUGGCUGCUGCGGACCUGCCUCACUCAAGAAAGGAUGUGUAGCCACUCGGUCAGCACACUCAGGAAGACACCUCUGCACCACGCAGACCUGGCCCACAGUCUGAGGGCUGAAAAGAUUGAACAUCAAGUGAACCUGGAGGAGCUACAACAUUUACACGCUCUCUUUGAGGAACAUGGAAGGAGAGGAAGGCAUCUGCUGGAUAUGGAGACAUUCAAAUGCAUAAUGAAGCAAAGUAUGAGACCACACAGCCAAAGUAUUGGACAAAUAGAGCAACUCUUCAUGAAAAUAGACUAUGAGGCAGUAGGGAGAAUCCAGUGGGACAGUUUGUGCACAUACCUACAGCUCGAGUACUCGGAGCAAGCCAAGGCUGCGGCCCGGCGGGCAGAGGCUACCCUCCUGUUGCCUGCUGUACAGCAGAGGCUGUCAUAUGGGAGGCCCAUGCUACGCAUUCUCUCUAUGCCUGAUGACACCUUAAUCACCAUCCGAGAAGAUGGAGCUAUUUAUUUCUGGUCCCUGCAGCUGAAGUUGAAAAGAAAAAAGCCAAUUUUUGGCAAGUCCACCAGUCGCAAGUCCCAGUGGGUGACAGACAUUGUCAGCAUGCCCCAGUAUAACAAACUAAUCGUUGGGACUGGGAGCCGGAAGCUGCAGCUGUAUGAACUCUCAAACUUGGAGCCUUACUGUCAGAUCGGUGGCCUGGAAGCUGUCCCCCUGAAACUGGACUAUUGCUCCAUGGAGCAUGACAAGUGCCUGAUCCUCUAUGGCGAUGACCAGGGAUGUGUGAACAUUAUGGUUUUGACAUCUGCAGGUGAACUAUUAAGAACUUGGAAGAAGAUGCCUAAAGAUGAAGACAUGCCAAGCAUCUCCAUUCACACUGCUGCAGCCUCUCCAAACACAGAACACAUUUGCUGGAAGGUGCACGGAGACUGUGUCACUCAGCUGAACUACUAUGACUCUAUGAAAGCUGUCAUUUCCAGCUCCAAUCAUGAGCCCACAGCUUUAGUAAUAGGGUUCACUAUGGGAGCAACAAAUGUCAAGGAAAAGCUAAAAGAAAUAAGGAAUGCUGGGAAGACUGUCAAGAUGGGGAAAAGCUCAGCAUCACUUGCCCUGCCCCAAAGGCGAGCAGAAUGUGGUCACACUGUGUUCUGCAUCCAUAAAGGAGUCAAGACAUUCUCCUUUUGUAGAACAAAAAACCUGCUGGUGACAGGUGGGGUGGAUCGAAUCGUCAGGGUCUGGAAUCCUUAUCUCCCAGGAAAACCAACAGGUGUGCUGAGAGGCCACAUGGCACCUGUGGUGUAUGUACACAUAUCUUCUGAAGAAAACAAAGUGUUUUCCGUGUCUGCUGACAACACUGUCAAGAUCUGGGAUCUGGAGACGCACGGCUGUUGCUUUACAGCUUCUUCCAAAGCCAGUGGUAUCAAGGGAGAACUUGCCGCCUGCCUCUACCUCUCUGGACCAAGAGCUCUGUGUGUGGCCACAGAUGCCCUGGCUUUUCUUCACCUGAAAGCAGGAUCCGCCCCAGAGCCCCACCUGGCACGUUCCCACCAAGAGCCUGUGGUAUGCUGCAGAUACAACCCAACCUUCAGGCAUGUGGUCAGCUGCUGUGAAGCAUCUGUAGUGAAAGUGUGGGACUUUGAAACAGGAAGACAGGUGUCUGAAUUUAUUGGGACUCAUGGCAAUGCUGGUAUCACCUGUCUGACUUUUGACUCCAGUGGAAGAAGGCUCAUCACUGGGGGCAGAGACGGCUGUCUGAAAAUAUGGAGCUACAACAAUGGACACUGUCUCCACACCCUUCAGCACGAUGAAAAUCGAAGUGAAGUCUGCGAUUGUACCUACAUGGAGGUGAACCAAAAUAGGUGUGUCAUAGCUGUUGGAUGGGACAGAAGAAUAAAUGUGUAUUUUGACAUACCUUGUGAUUUUCAUCAUUUCUGGAAGCCUCAACCCCACUGGCAGGACAACCUGAACCAUGGGCACAAAGAGGACAUCCUCUGUGUGGCCCAGUGCCCACCUUUUCUUCUGGCCACCUCCAGUUAUGAUGGAGAGAUAAUAGUUUGGAAUGUCAUCUCAGGCCACGUGCACUGCAAGUUGAACUCUCCCAGCCCCGUGGAUGACCAGGACCCUGGAGAAGGCCAAGACAGGAGUGUUUCCCGACUCGCCUUCCUAAAGACUCGAGCAACAAAGUUGGACUCAGCAGCUGCUUCUCUCAUAAGCAACGGACCCGAAGGUUCUGUCAAUUUCUGGAAACUCUUUAGUGGAGCUGGCCUCAUAGCAAACUUUAUUCCGUCCAGAGGGAAUGCCCGGGUGAGCAGCAUCGUGGUGACAUCAGAAGACACGCUCACCUACCUGGCUGACCAGCAAGGCUUUGUACAUGUCUAUGACAUCCAGAAGUAUGGUCUCCAGGGACCAGAGUUACAGGCUCCCAACACAGUGACAUCAUGGAAGGCUCAUGACAGCACGGUGACAUCUCUGGAGCUGAUAGAGAGAGAUGACAUCUUACUGUCAUCCUCCCUUGACUGCACUGUGAGCCUGUGGAGCAGAGAUGGCGCGUACAUCGGGACCUUUGGGCAGAAUCACCCCUGGGAUGUUUUCACCCCUGCCUCCUGGAGUCACACGAAAGUCCCCUUUGAGAUUCUGACAGCCCCUCAGAGCAUGCCCAGUCACCUGGUACUGGAAACAGACACAGGAACUGGGUGUCCCGGAGGAUGGCCGGAGCAGGACGACGUGAUGGAGAAGGCGGCCCUGUGCGAGACUGAACAGACCCCUAACCUCCCUUCCCCAGAAGGUCCCACUGUUGAAGCGGAGGUGGAAGAAGACAAAAGCCGAUGGUCUGCAUUUUGCCGUGGCAGGUCGGUCUGGAAAAUCAGACUGCUGCCAGCACGAAGAAAACCUCGCUGGAAGAUGCCCGAGCUCAAAUGGCCCAGCAUUUACCAGGCCCUCCAGUGUCACGAGGUCACCUGUGUGUCUGCUCUCGGGGAGAAGCCAGAUCUGUCCAUCAUUGGCUCUGAUAUGUUCAACAUCAGUUUCCACAGCCAGGAAAGAGGAGCGGAGCUUCUGGGAAGGAAGGAACUCUCACCCUGGAGCAGUCUUUCCUGAGUGCUGAGGACCUCAACUUCCUUGCUUGACAGUUCUUUCCUGUGUAAAUAAAGGUCUAUUUGAGAUUAAGCUUUGCUCUGUGGGAGCAACGAAGACCAAAAUAAAAAAUGAACUCAGCCCAGGUGGCUUCAUCCGAAGCAAUUAGAGCUGAAAUUUCAGAGAA
Mesocricetus auratus (golden hamster) is the source of this 3676-nucleotide messenger RNA. RefSeq names its product WD repeat-containing protein on Y chromosome-like. Gene Ontology annotation, molecular function: protein binding. NCBI's taxonomy places the organism in Eukaryota, Metazoa, Chordata, Mammalia, Rodentia, Cricetidae. The record is from RefSeq and is a predicted model, not a curated record. The coding region runs from base 154 to 3513 and encodes 1119 amino acids. The transcript is spliced from 30 exons.